Messenger RNA from Microdochium trichocladiopsis, 1894 nucleotides. RefSeq lists its product as uncharacterized. NCBI's taxonomy places the organism in Eukaryota, Fungi, Ascomycota, Sordariomycetes, Xylariales, Microdochiaceae. Bases 39 to 1649 code for a protein of 536 amino acids. The transcript is spliced from 4 exons. The record is from RefSeq and is a predicted model, not a curated record.
CUUUGUAACAUAUUCUUAAAUCACCACGGAAAGCAAUCAUGGAGUCUGCAACACAGUGGUACCUGGACAAAGAUGGCGACCCUCAUGCCUUCUUGGCGAGGGACGCUUUUCAGGCUGCGCUGGCUAUUUUCACCCAAGAAAUGACCAACGAUACCCUCAAAAGGGACUUCAUCAACAACUCGGCAGGCCUCGAAGACGUCCAACGUCUUGUCCGACAAGCGCAAUCGGACUACGAGAACAAGCCAAAGAAUCGAAAAGUCCAAAAAUGGUUACACAAGAUCGGUCUGCGGAUACAGUUCUACGGCAAUGUUCUGGACAUUUUUAUUCAGCACAACCCUGAAUAUGUCGCGCUAGCCUGGGGAGCCUUCCGACUACUCUUUACCGUGGUUCUCAAUAAUGCAAAGCUACUUGCCACCCUGUCCAAAGCUCUUUGUCAGAUCGCCGACUCUCUGCCUCGUGUGGAACUUGCUACCAUCCUGUAUCCAACGCCUAGAAUGAAAGAGGCUGUGGUCCAGCUCUACGCUCACAUUAUAAACUUUCUUAUCAGGUCCAAGUCCUGGUACGACGAGAGUAAGCUGCAACGCAUGGUUAAUGCCAUCACACGGCCAGCAGAGCUCCGAUACGACGACAUAAUUCAAGAUAUUGAACGAUGUAAGGCGGUCAUCGAUUGCCUUUCUACGGCUGGCGCGAGAGCGGAGCAGCGGGACAUGCACCUGAAAAUACAGGAGCUCGGCGCCAGCCAGGCAAAAGUUGAAGGCGUCGUGAAUGAGAUCAGACGGAUGUGUAUAGAAACCCAAACCCUGAACACGAACGCCUUUCUGGAUACGAACCAGAGGCUUACCGACCUUCAAUUAAACAGCAUCAUGACCAGCCUGUCCAGAGGAUCACCUCAGUACGACCCUCUGAAGACACUUAGCCUUUGCCAAGACUAUCAGACGAAGAUCCAGGCCCGAACGCGUGCUCGCAUAACGCCCAUUUCCAUCGUCGCCAGGCACCCUAAAUUCCGAGCCUGGCAAUCCGGGCAGGACUCGGCUCUUCUCAUGAUCAAAGGCGACUCUCGAUCGCAAGACUUUGUGCUGACAGCGACCACACAAGCGGUCAGAGCGCUGCGCGAGCACCAGAUUCCGGUCGUGUGGGUUCUCAAGCCACCUCCACGCACGGCCGGCAAAGGUGGCGGCCGGGGCAGCCGGGAUGAUUCAGGGAUGAGCACCGUGGAGCUACUUCGGAACCUGGUCUACCAGAUUCUUCGAAUCAACCUCGCGCUGCAUACAGAGAAGUCUCUCUCCCUCGCAUGCUCGCGCUUCGACGCCGCAGAAACACCGGCGCAGUGGUUCGAUCUCCUCGCAUCCAUUACAACAGCGCUGCCUGCACUAUACAUCGUCAUCAAUAUCGAGGCAAUCAACACACGUUAUAUUCACAGCAACAAUGGCUUCUCGUGGUUGGCCUCCUUCUUGGGACUACUGGGUUGCCUCGAAGAGAGACAAAACGCGCCAGCUUUACCGCCAACUCGACCAGGUCCUCAAGUAGCAACAAACCUAAAGGUUCUGCUGGUAAGUCAUGGUUCAGCAACGGUGCAAGAGCAAGGUAACCUUGCGGCCUUCAAUCAGUUCGUAUUGGGUACAAGGCAACUCGGUAGCGGUAGGCUAUAGUCUCGGAGUCUUUUGACUGAUGAUCGAAGUUGCGUGCCCCUUGUAAACCCAAUCGUAUGCUACAGAAAUCAUCGAUGUAUAUUGAAAGUGCCUUUCGCCUUACGCCGGGCUCUUGAUGUCUGAACUGUCGAGGAACGGUCGCAUCAUGAGCUAAACUCAGAACUGGGGUGUUUGGUUGUGCUGCCUUAUGAUACCACCUAGCCUGGCAACAACUGAAUAACAGCAGAAACCUCCGUGUUCUCAAC